Messenger RNA from Candidozyma duobushaemuli, 1971 nucleotides. RefSeq lists its product as uncharacterized. Gene Ontology annotation, molecular function: 1-phosphatidylinositol binding; phosphatidylinositol-4,5-bisphosphate binding; SNARE binding. NCBI's taxonomy places the organism in Eukaryota, Fungi, Ascomycota, Pichiomycetes, Serinales, Metschnikowiaceae. Gene Ontology annotation, cellular component: clathrin-coated pit; clathrin-coated vesicle. The transcript is spliced from 2 exons. Gene Ontology annotation, biological process: vesicle budding from membrane; clathrin coat assembly; clathrin-dependent endocytosis. Bases 1 to 1971 code for a protein of 656 amino acids. The record is from RefSeq and is a predicted model, not a curated record.
AUGACAACUUACGAAAAGAUCGUCAAGGGCGCCACCAAAAUCAAGGUGGCGGCGCCGAAGCCCAAGUACAUCGAGCCCAUUCUCAUGGCCACUUCUAUGAACCACCACGUGCUGCUGGAGAACUUCAACACCAUCAUGAGAACUCUCCGUCAGAGGCUUCAGGACAGCUCUUGGUCUGUGGUGUACAAGGCGCUAAUUGUGAUCCACAUUAUGAUCAGGGAGGGCGACGGCGAUGUGACGUUGGAUUAUUUGGCCAACCAGGCCCCGGGCAUGCUCAACUUGAGCCAUUCCAACAUCUCCCGAAACCAAGGUUCCAGCGAUGUGCGCUUUAUCAUGAGGUACUCCCGGUACUUGCACACCAGGGUGAAGCUUUUCGGGGAGACAAAGGUGGACUAUGUGAGGGAUGAAAGAGUCAAGAACCUGACGGACCAGCAGGGCGGCCGUUUGCGCUCGUUGCCUGUGGAGAAGGGCUUGAUCAGGGAGCUGGAGGGCUUGCAGAGGCAGAUCGAUGCGCUUUUGAAGAACAGUUUCAUGGAGAACGAGGUGAAGAACGACGUCAUCUUGACUGCGUUCCGCUUGUUGGUGAACGACCUUUUGGCCUUGUUUCAGGAGCUCAACGAGGGUGUCAUCAACCUCUUGGAGCACUACUUUGAGAUGUCCCGCUACGACGCUGAGAGGGCCUUGAAGGUGUACGUGAAGUUUGUGGACCAAACCAAGUAUGUGAUUGACUACCUCCGUGUGGCCAAGCACCUCGAGUACGCCACCGAAUUGCAUGUUCCUACUAUCAAGCAUGCCCCUACCGCUUUGACGUCGUCUUUGGAGGAGUACUUGAACGAUCCUAAUUUUGAGGAAAACAGACGUCGCUACAUGCUCGAAAAGGGCCUGAAGGGCAAGGCCCCAGAGACUAAUAGAGAUACACCCGCCCAGGCACAGCCCCAAGCACAGCCCCAAGCACAACACCAGGCGCAACAACCACAGGCGCUUCAGGGCCAACCUCAACCACAACAAAACCAGCAUAUCAACGGCCAAGAUGGGUUGCAGAGAUCAGGCACUCUCUUGGUGCAACAAUCGACUUACAACCCGUGGGGCGGCAGCGUAGCCAGCCCUCAGCCGUUCCAAUUUGUUCAACAGGCCCAGGCUCAGCCUACGCAACCAACUCAAAUUAAUCCUGCUUUCACAGGUGCCGGGUUUGGUGGCUACGGUGCACAGCCUCAGGCCACUGGCACUAAUCCGUUCUUACAAAACCAAACUGGCUUCAACGGGUUUCAGCAGCAGCCCACGCAGCAGUUCCAGCAACAACCAACUCAACAAUUUCAACAGCAGCCCACGCAGCAAUUCCAGCAGCAGCCUACGCAACAAUUCCAACAAGCAGGAGCUCAGCAGCCUGGGUUCCAGCAACAAGGGUUCCAACAGACUGGUCAGUUCCAGCAACAACCCACGCAACAGUUCCAGCAGACAAACCAGUUUCAAGGCAGCCAGAGCCACUUAUCGGCACAGCACACGAACAACCCAUUCUCAAGCUUACCUACGACUCCUACCGGUCAGCCCCAACCUGUUGCUGUCAAUUCCACCAACCCAUUUGGAAACACCCGCUUUGCCAACUCUCGCACAACGCCCUACUCGUUCUCUCAGGAUAGAGACAAGCGUGUGUCUGUGACGGCUACCGGCAGCAACCCAUUCAAGGUGUCGCAGACAACCACCAGCGUCUUUGACAAUGCAGAAAAGCAGAAACCUCAAGCUUUGCAAAGGCAGCCGACCGCAGGCGGGUUGGAACAUUUGCCCACGAUUGCGGCAUUCCCAGAGACUCAGCAGGAGCAGACCAGAAACGCAUACAUUCUGAAUGCUCAGACUAAUUUGACGGCACAGACCACGGGCCAGAUGCAGCAAAUCAAUACUUCCAGCAGCAGCUUCAGCAGCAACCAUUUCAGCAGCAACAACAGCCGCAAGCGUUCUACAAUGAGCCCAGCUUAA